AAGGAGAAUCGAUGUAGGUGAUAGACGAGAGCAGAACAGAGCUGGGGUUUCUUCACCUGUCGGCAGCGAAAGAGAAAGGGAGAAAUGAAGGUCGCGGCUGCUCUAUGCUGCUCGGCUUGGAUGGAGAAGCAAUGCGGUCGAUUGGAGGUGGAAUCCUCUCCGACGAAAUCGUCGAUCUCCGGCCAAAUCCUCACCUUGAUGGCGGUGACGACAAAAACUCGUCCUCUUUCACCAUUUUUAUUGACUGAGGACGGGUUAGGUUGUGAGCAACGAAAUUGAUUUCGUCAAAUCAAGAAGAAGAAGAAGAAGAAGGGAGGUGAUGUGCAAGA
This is a messenger RNA of Linum tenue, 329 nucleotides long. NCBI's taxonomy places the organism in Eukaryota, Viridiplantae, Streptophyta, Magnoliopsida, Malpighiales, Linaceae. The record is from the annotation of a GenBank genome assembly.